Molecule: messenger RNA, 467 nt
Organism: Hibiscus syriacus
Lineage: Eukaryota; Viridiplantae; Streptophyta; Magnoliopsida; Malvales; Malvaceae
Product: outer envelope membrane protein 7-like
Exons: 1
Coding region: 36-311 (91 amino acids)
Cellular component (GO): chloroplast outer membrane
Source: RefSeq, a predicted model, not a curated record
UUAGAAAAAAGAAGAAAAAUCAGAGCAAAAAGAAAAUGGGGAAGUCGUCGACUGUGAAGCAAGCGGCGGUAGUUGUAGGGGCACUGGCUUUUGGGUGGAUGGCUAUAGAGAUGGUGUUUAAGCCUUUAUUGGACAAGGCUCGCGCCGCCAUGGACAAGACCGACCCUGAUUGCGAUCCCGAUGAUGUUACUGCCGCGAGCAGUGAUGAUUCCGGUGUUCAAAACGACGUCGGUGAGGGAAACGACGAUUCUGAUCGGAAACCUGUCUCUUAUGCUGAUGCCGUCGCCAAGAACGCUGCAGGUGCAAGUUAGGAAGUAGACAUGAGAGAUUUGAGUCUAAUCCAUGAAAGUAGUUUACUUUUGUUAUGGUUAACUGGGGAUAAUUUAUUUUUCAUUUCCUGCUGUUUUCUAGCUUAGGCUUAAGAAUGAAGAUAUUUGAAUAAAUGUCAGAGAAUAGUUGAUUGCUGC